AUGGUCGACAUCGUCCCUCUGAGCUCCUACCCCUCCUACAUCGACCUUCUCCCCUCAAUCCAAACCUGCAACAUCACCAACCUGCCCGAGAACUACUUCCUGAAAUACUACCUCUAUCACGCGCUUACAUGGCCCCAACUAAGCUUUGUAGCGGUUGUGCGCCCCAAAGGCGGUUACAAGGCUGGUACUAGUAAAGCUGGCGCGGGUGAUUUGUCUGGAAACUACCCUAAGGUUGUGGGGUAUGUGCUUGCUAAGAUGGAGGAGGAGCCGACGGACGGAAUGCAGCAUGGACAUAUUACUAGUUUGAGUGUUAUGCGGACGCAUCGGAGGUUGGGAAUUGCGGAGCGAUUGAUGCGCAUGAGCCAAAAAGCUAUGGCUGAGUCGCACCGUGCGAACUAUGUUUCUCUGCAUGUCCGCAUGUCUAACGUGGCUGCGCUGCGUCUAUAUCGCGAUACCUUAGGCUUUGAGGUUGAGAAGGUGGAGAGCAAGUACUAUGCUGAUGGCGAGGAUGCUUAUGCUAUGCACUUGAAUCUGCAAAGUAUGUGGAUGGACUGGAAGGCCGUUGAAGCGCGGGACAAGGAAAACGAGAAGGACGACGAUGCACAGGAUGAGGGUGAUGCCGUUGGCGAUCUGGGCAAGAAGGACGACGCGAAGGACCAGGAGAAGAUGGUCAAGGUCAAGGUUGGACGUGGACUUGGUGUUGGCGAGCUGGUGGAAAGGAAUGAGUCUCAGCCAUCGUCAUAA
This is a messenger RNA of Penicillium angulare, 744 nucleotides long. RefSeq names its product peptide alpha-N-acetyltransferase complex A subunit ARD1. The transcript has 2 exons. The record is from RefSeq and is a predicted model, not a curated record. Gene Ontology annotation, cellular component: NatA complex. Bases 1 to 744 code for a protein of 247 amino acids. Gene Ontology annotation, molecular function: protein N-terminal-serine acetyltransferase activity; protein-N-terminal-glutamate acetyltransferase activity. NCBI's taxonomy places the organism in Eukaryota, Fungi, Ascomycota, Eurotiomycetes, Eurotiales, Aspergillaceae. Gene Ontology annotation, biological process: N-terminal peptidyl-glutamic acid acetylation.